Molecule: messenger RNA, 2912 nt
Organism: Eruca vesicaria subsp. sativa (arugula)
Lineage: Eukaryota; Viridiplantae; Streptophyta; Magnoliopsida; Brassicales; Brassicaceae
Source: the annotation of a GenBank genome assembly
GUUUAACUAACAAUUAGAAUUUUAGACAUAAAAUUAGUGGGAACUAAAAGAAAAUUAAAAUUACGUUUUAACCCCAAACGUUUCCAAAUAUUCCAAAUCUUCCCCCCAGAUAAUGAAAAUUGAGCAAAGACGCUUUCUGUUGUAGAGAGAAACAAACACAUCAUCCAUAGAGAGAGAGAGAGAGAUCCCUUCUGCAAGACAAAAACGGAUCUCUGUCGUCUUCUCAGGUCUGAGUCGUCCUCUUAGCUCAGUACUCCUCAGAUCUACCGGAGAUUCUCUAUUCUCUCUCGUACAAAAAGAUCAAACGAUUUCGUUGUAUGUAAAAUGCAAUUUAAUCCCUUCGUAUACGCAAAGCGAUACACGAGAUCUAGUGCUGCUUUAACAUCUCCGAAGAAUCUGUUGAGUUUCUUCUGCAUUUGAUGCUAAAAAGCAAGGCUUUAAGUGUUUAGCAGUUAACAGAGAAGAUGGUGUUUGGUAAGAUCACUCAAUUUUUCACAUCAAAUCGUUACGGACCCAACACACAACCUUCUAUUCCAUACAUCCCCACUAGCUCAUCACCAGAUGUAGGCGCCACCUCAGCAGCAGCUCCAGACUCCAUCACAUUCGGUAACAAUGGACGCAAAAACGGUUUAAGACACGCUGCUUCACUCCAAGACUUCUCUUCCUACCACGCCUUUGACCCCGAAGAGCCUUUCACCGACUCAACCAAACAACAACAACCACCAUGGGGAGGAGGAGGAGGAGGAGGAGGAGGACAAAACGGAGCUAGCUUCUCCAAGGACAAAGCAAGUGUGACCAACCGUAGAUGGAUCCGUGCGGUUAUGAUCGUUAUGUGUCUGUUUCUGUUUGCUUCUCUGGUGUAUAUAGUAGGCAUGUAUGUUUACACGAACUGGUCACGUGGAGGGUCGAGGUAUUACGUUGUGUUUGACUGUGGAAGUACAGGGACUCGUGCUUAUGUUUAUCAGGCGUCUGUAAACUACAAGAAGGAGAGUAGUCUACCUAUUGUUAUGAAGUCUUUGACGGAAGGUAUCUCUAGGAAGAGUAGUGGCAGGGCUUACGAUAGGAUGGAGACAGAGCCUGGGUUUGAUAAGCUUGUUAACAACAGAACGGGUUUGAAGAAAGCGAUUAAGCCACUUAUUCAGUGGGCAGAGAAGCAGAUCCCUAAGCGUGCUCAUAGGACAACGUCUCUCUUUGUGUAUGCAACGGCGGGAGUUAGGAGGUUGCGUGGGACUGAUUCGAGCUGGCUUUUGGGUAAUGUGUGGUCUAUAUUGGCGAAGUCUCCUUUCACUUGUAAGAGGGAGUGGGUUAAGAUUAUUAGUGGUACUGAGGAGGCUUAUUUUGGAUGGACUGCUCUUAAUUAUCAGACGAGUAUGUUGGGAGCUGUGCCUAAGAAGGCGACGUUUGGUGCACUUGACUUAGGUGGGUCUUCGUUGCAGGUGACGUUUGAGAAUGAGGAGCGAGCGCAUAAUGAGACCAACUUAGAUCUCAGGAUUGGGUCUGUUAAUCAUCAUCUUAGUGCUUAUUCUCUCGCGGGGUAUGGUCUUAAUGAUGCGUUUGAAAGGUCUGUUGUUCAUCUUUUGAAGAGGCUACCAAAUGUUAAUAACUCUGAGUUGAUUGAAGGGAAAAUGGAGAUGAGACAUCCUUGUUUGAAUUCUGGAUACGAGGGGCAGUACAUUUGUUCUCAAUGUGGUUCCAGUGUGAAACGAGGUAAAAAAGGGAAGUCAGGAGUUUCUAUUAAGCUUGUUGGUGCUCCAAACUGGGGAGAGUGCAGCGCCCUGGCGAAAAUUGCUGUUAAUAGCUCUGAGUGGUCAAAGACAAAGCAUGGUGUUGAUUGUGAAUUGCAGCCUUGUGCUCUUCCUGAUGGUUACCCUCGUCCUCAUGGUCAGUUCUAUGCUGUAUCCGGAUUCUUCGUGGUGUACCGAUUCUUCAAUCUAAGUGCUGAAGCUUCCCUUGAUGAUGUUUUGGAAAAGGGUAGAGAAUUUUGUGAAAAGGCUUGGCAAGUUGCCAGAACAAGUGUUCGUCCACAACCCUUCAUUGAACAGUACUGCUUUAGAGCACCAUACAUAGUCUCCUUGCUACGAGAAGGCUUAUAUAUAACAGAUAAGCAGAUCAUAAUUGGGUCUGGGGGUAUAACUUGGACACUCGGAGUAGCUAUUCUGGAAGCAGGGAAGGCUCUGUCUUCGACAUUGGGACUAAAGAGCUAUGAGACUCUGAGCAUGAAGAUAAACCCAGUAGCCCUUAUAUCUGUUUUGUUCGUCUCACUGCUUCUGCUUCUCUGUGCACUAUCACGCGUCAGCAACUGUUUGCCAAGAUUCUUUAGGAAGUCCUGUCUCCCUCUUUUUAAGCACAAUAGCGCCUCAGCUUCGUCUGUUCUCAACCUUCCUUCUCCCUUUAGGUUCCAGCGAUGGAGUCAUAUGGGUACAGGGGUAAAGGCACCGUUGAGUCCAACAGUGAGGAGCUCGCCGCGUAGGCCAUUUAGUUUUGGAAGCAGCAUACAGCUCAUGGAGUCUGCUUCAUUGUACUCAUCGAGCAGCAGCGUUAUGCAUAGUUAUUCUUCUGAUAGCUUAGGGGAGAUGCAGGUUGACAACGGUGGCGCCUUCUGGUCCUCCCGGAGUCAAAUGCGUCUACAAAGCCGGAGAUCACAAUCCAGAGAAGAUCUUAGUUCGUCGCUAGCUGAAUCACACAUGCUUAAGAUGUAGAAGAAAGAACGUUUUUGGUACUGUUUUUUUUUUAUCACUUCCACACUCUCUCUCGCUUUUUCUCCUUUUUGGUAUCAUAGAAUCUAAAAGAAAAAAAAAGAAGAAAAACUUCACGAGAGCAAAGAUAUUCCUUGUUUCAGUUAACAUGUAAUUCAUUCUAUACCAUAUAUGAUUAUUAUUAAUUUAACCCCAGUUCAACUAUGUAUCACUUUC